Molecule: messenger RNA, 2994 nt
Organism: Chenopodium quinoa (quinoa)
Lineage: Eukaryota; Viridiplantae; Streptophyta; Magnoliopsida; Caryophyllales; Amaranthaceae
Exons: 1
Coding region: 539-2713 (724 amino acids)
Molecular function (GO): RNA binding
Source: RefSeq, a predicted model, not a curated record
UUAAAUUACGACAACUGAUACACUGACAGUAUAUAUCAAUUUGCGAUAUACUUCGUAAGUUCGUAGUAUAUUGAUUAUCAACGCAAUAUGGGUGUAAAAGUGAAGACAAUUUUGAAAUUUUUACGACUAAUAUAUCCCGAAAGGAAAUCGAGCAAUAAAUUAUGUUUCCCUUCUUGGCUACUCUACUCCAACUUAUCAAAAUAUUGCCCCCCUUAAUCAAUUUUAUUUUUUGAGACGGAUUAGUGUAUGAUCUUGGAUCUUGUGAGAAAACAUUCAUAACAUUAGAAAUGUAUUUUACCUUUUCAAAAAAAAAAAAAAAAAAAAAAAAAAAGUGUACUAGAGUGAGUGAGUGACCUAACUAAUCUCGGGGUGUGUUUCAUCCAAAAAAAUCACAGCCCCCAAACCUUAAAACUCCUCAAUCCUCAAUUCCAAACAACCAAGCAGCCAAACUGGCAAAACCCUCCUUAAACCCCAAACUACCAUUUCCUAUUCUUCACUUCCCCCAAACCCAGAAAACUCUGCAAAUUUAACCACAAAAAUGCUAAUAAAAUCCAAAGUUCAACGCUUUAUAUUUGUACCUCACCACCCAAAUCCCUCCAAUUUUCAAUGUAUAAGAACUUUUCUUGAUAACAUUGAGAUAAAUUUUGUUCCAGAUCGUGGGUUAGACCAUGCUGUUGAGAAAGAAAAAGACCUAAAAUAUGUGGUUAAUCUCAAGAACUUGCUUAAAUCAGAGCCUUCAAAGUCUCUUUCUCUGUCCUCCAUUGUUGACCAUACAGAGAAGCUCAGUAUCCCAUGUCGAACAAUUGAUUUUAUUCGUAAGUACCCUAAUUUUUUUGAAGAAUAUUUUCCUGCUAAUAUUGGGGUCCACCCACAUGUUAGAUUAACCCCAGAAAGUUUGAAUCUUGAUGCUGAAGAACAGUUGAUGUAUGAUAGUGAUACAUUUAGGAAAGAUGCUGCUGAUAGGUUGUUGAAACUCUUGAUGUUGUGUAGAAUUAAUGAAUUUCCUUUGAAAUUGAUUGAUAGGUUUAAAUGGGAUUUAGGUCUUCCUGAUAAUUAUGUUGAUACAUUAGUUCCUGAGUUCCCUGAUUAUUUUAAAGUGAAAAGGAUUAAUCAGACCCGGCCUAAUAGGGUUGAGGGUUUGCUGGAAUUGGUGUGUUGGAGUGAUGAAUUGGCAGUUUCGGCUAUUGAAAAGAUGGCUAAGAAGGGGGAUCCCAAAUAUGAAAAUGGGAUGCCAAUUGCUUUUCCUUUGCAGUUUUCUAAUGGGUUUGAGAUGGAUAAGAGUCUGAAGAGGUGGUUGGAUGACUGGCAAAAGUUGCCUUAUGUAUCACCUUAUGAGAAUGCAACUCAUCUUCAGCCUAAUACUGAUAUGUCUGAUAAGUGGGUGGUUGCGGUUUUGCACGAAUUGCUCCAUAUUCUAGUUUCCAAGAAGACAGAGAGAGAUAACCUGCUUUGUCUGGGAGAGUUUUUAGGUAUAAAGCCAAGGCUUAAGCGUGCAUUGGCUCAUCAUCCAGGCAUAUUUUACCGUUCAAGUAAAAUUGGGACUCAUACUGUGGUUUUAAGGGACGGGUUUAAGAGAGGUUUGUUGAUUGACAAGCAUCCAUUGAUAGAUAUGAGAAAUAAAUAUAUACAUCUGAUGCACAAGGUGAAGGAAGGGAAGAAGUCAAAAAGUGUGGCUUGUCCUAAUGCUGGUAAGCAACAAGCAGUGAAGGAAGGGGAAGUGGAAAAUGAGGAAGAGACUGAAGAGGAUAUGCAAUUAUCUGUUUCUGAUGUGGAUGAAAGCAGUGAUGAUGAGGAGGACAAAGAGAGAGAAGUGGAGGAGCAAGCUGAAAGCUCAAGAGAUAAGGUUAAUAAGGGAAGAAGAAAACCUGGAGAGGGUAGGGGGAAGCCUGGGAGAAAUGCUUUGGAGGAGGAAAGUGAUAGUGAUGAUGAUGAGAAGCAAGUUGAGAUCGCAGAGGAUGGGCGCAAUAAUGGAAGAAGCGGAUCUGGUAGGGUAAAUGAAGGCAAGGGAAAACCUGGAGAGGGUAGGGGGAAGCGUUGGAGAAAUGUUUCGUGGGAUGAAAGUGGUGAGGCUAGAGAGGAAAAUCAAGUUAGGAGCUCAAGAGGUGGGCGCAGUAAUGGAAGAAGAGGAUCUGGUAGGGCAAAUGAGGGCAGGAGAGAUUCUGAUGAAGGUAGGGGGAAGCCUUGGAAAAAAGCUUCCCGCAAUGAAAGUGGUGGCGAUGAUGAGGAGGAGCUAGUUGAGAGCUCAAGAGGUGAGCUCAAUAAUGGUAGAAGAGGAUCUGGCGUGGUAAAUGAGGGCAGGAGAAAACCUGGAGAGGGUGGGAAGAGGCCAUGGAGUAAUGCUUCACGGAAUGAAAGUGGUGGUGGUGGUGGUGGUUAUGAGAAGCGAGCUGAGAGCUCAAGGGGUGGGCGCAGUAAUGGAAAAAGAGGAUUUGGUGAGGGGAGGCCAUGGAGUAAAGCUUCACGGGGUGAAAGUGGUAAUGGUGGUGGAUAUAAUGAGGAGCGAGUUGACAGCUCAAGGGGUGGGCGCAGUAAUGUUAGAAGAGGUUCUGGUGGGGGGAGGCCAUGGAGUAAUGCCUCAAGGGGUGAAAGUGGUAGUGGUGGCAGCUAUAAUAAGGAGCGAGGUGAGAGCUCAAGGGGUGGCCGCGGGAAUGGAAGAAGAGGAUCUGGUGGGGGGAGGCCUGGGAGAAACUCUUCUCGUGAAAGGUUGGCCUAAAAUAACCCACCAGAACUUGCAAAAUAGGUCAUACUCAUUAGUCAUUGCAGAAGAAUGCGUUAAGCUAAUAGCAAGUCCAAUAUCAAGAUAAUUGAGAAAGCACUCUUUCUGUCACUGUAUCACACAUAGCUUUGUAAAUGAUUCAGUGUCUAAUGUGAAAGUCUUGAAUAACGGUAUUUUAUUUCUUUUUUGGUUAUAAACCAGCCAGUUUUGUGACUUGGUUGUUCCAUAUCAUUCCACCUUCAAAAUUUAUAUCCUUGAGAUGUUUAUUAUUGUUUACA